GAAAUAACUGCAAGGCCUUAGAAAAAAAAAUCUUAUAACCAUUGUCAGUUUAUACAGCUCAUAGUUGCAUCCAAAAAUGGAAGCAUAUACUCGACCAAAAGAAAAAUAAAAGGGCAACAUAUGAACAAAAUCCAGAGACACUAUUGCCAUCUCCCCACCUCGCUCCUGUGUGCAUUUAAAACGAAUUGUGGUGACUUAAGAGAAGUUAAAAAUUGUCUAGUGUAUGUUGUAUCCUCUAAAAGAAAGAGAGGUUAACAUCUUGUUAGUGUUCAGUUUAAAAGCCAGCAUUCGUAUAAAAUGAGUAGCAUUCACACAAAUCACAUCACCACCAAUGCUGAGUGAUUUUAACAGGUAUAUAUGUUGUCCUUGUACUAAUUUUCAAAGAUCACAUGCUUUAUACAACAUCAGCUUUAUUUAAAAUACCAAUAUAAAAGGCUCAGCAUGCACGUUUGGCAUGUUGUGCUUUAUAAAUCCUCUUAAAAGGCAGAGUAAUUAUUGAUCUUGCUGCUAUAUAAUUCCCAUCACAGGUCGAAUCUAUUUAAUGAAUUAUUUUUCCAGUACAAGAUAUUUUUCUGGAAAGAAUUAAAGUCCUUAUCAUGACGUAAUGUCUCAAAGUAGCAAGUGGACAGGUGUAAAUAAUGAUAAUUGAUGACUGAAUUCUGUUUGUAUAUACAUAGUGGAUACAUGCAUACUUUUACACAUGGUUCACUGUUAUAACUUAUUUGGACAUUUAAACAUACUUAAACCUUUAUUAACAGGAUUAGUACCAGUUUUGGUUUUCUUGAUGUUAAGUCAAAAUGUUUGAGACCCAAACGUUUCCAUACACUGAGAAGAACUUAAGAGUUCCACCACUGGAUGGAGCUAUUUAUCAGUUAGUUUGUUUUUUAUUUAUCAGAGCCAUCUCUUCAUGCUAGUUAAACUUUAAACACAAAAUAGUCCCUGCUGAAGUAGGAGGCAUUUUGGUUUUCCAGCUGCUUUCAGUAUUUGUGUGUUUUAAUUUGUUUCAGAGAAUAUGCUCUGUCCUUCCUUUCACAGAUUCCUCUGCUUCUCUAAACAAAGUUCCUGCUCAGCCGUUUUGCCUGAAUAAGGAGUGCUCCUCACUCCAUUAACCCUUCAUUUCCCAUCCAAGUCAUUUGCCUGUUGCAGUCUGUGGGUAAAAUACAACAAAGUCAAAUGUGUGAGCAACAAAGAAAGGCGUUCAAGGGAAUACUUCAUGAUUUUUUUGUCAUGGCAUCGUCCAAGGUUCAGAGACAAGAGGAUCAGAAACACUGGUGAAGGUGACAGAGAUAGAUGGACCAAGACUUGACAUGUUUGUCCUUCCUCCUCCUUUAUCCUAUUAUGGGUGGUUGGUCUAAGCAAUCUCCACUCUCUCUCCAAACAUGCAUCCUUAUGACGUUCUGUGGUAUGAGGUGUGAUGUCAGGGCUGAGCUCUCACAGUUCUCUCACAAAGUUAAAGGAGAACAAGGACAGGAGACAGGAGCGCUGAAUCCAAGAGACAGACACGAGACACACCGGUUUGCAUCCUGAUAACAGACUGCAAUCAGUCAGUUGCUGAGAUACACAGGGGAGUACUUUGAUUUACUCAUCAGACAUGGAGUCAGGAACUGUUAGUGGACCAGCAUCACUGACCAGUGAAGAACUAGCUUCCAUUGAGGAUGAAGAAGUUCUAAAUAAGAUGCUGGACAGUGCAACAGAUUUUGAAGACAGACGGAUGAUUCGUGCUGCAUUAAGAGACCUGCUCAAGAAAAAAAGAGAUAAACGGGAGCAGGAGCGAGGAUCAAGGCAGCUUGACCUGAGACAGCAGGGACUAAGCAAAGUGGGAGCAGCUGGUGGAGCUGUUAACAUUGGAAGGGCAUCCAUGAACCCGCAGCUAUCAGCUAGCAAGGCAACCAGUCAGUCUUCAUCAUCACCCAGUCCACUCAGCAGGACAGCAGGCAGCAAUGCCAGACCUGCUGCAGCCUCAAUCCAGAAAUGUCCCACUGUGGCAGCACCCAAUGCUAAAAAUGUCAAACAGAUGCUUCUGGACUGGUGCAGGGCCAAAACAGAGCCAUAUGAGGGAGUAGAUAUCCAGAACUUCUCCUCCAGUUGGAAAGAUGGCAUAGCUUUCUGUGCCUUGGUGCACCGAUUCUUCCCUGAUGCAUUUGAAUAUUCCAUCCUCAACCCCCAAAAGCCCAAGGACAACUUUCAGCUGGCUUUCAGCACUGCAGAGAGGCUGGCAGGCUGCCCCCCUCUGCUGGACCCGGAGGACUUAGUUCGGAUGCAAGAGCCUGACUGGAAGUGCGUGUACACAUACAUCCAGGAGUUCUACCGCUGCCUGGUGGAGAAAGGCCUUGUCAAAACCAAAAAGCGGACAUAGACUCAGACAUCAGUCAGACACAUGACUUUCAGGAGUCACAGUGAUUUCAGCCUUAAUAAUUUAAUGCUCAUUUGACAAAAACUGAGGUAGAAAUAUUUUUCAACUUAAUAUUUACAUAAUUAUAUUCUUUUAUUGUAUGUAUCAAAAUGAAUAUGCACAGUGAUGAACGGCUAGUAUUUGCAUUAGUUUGUGUGUUACAUUUGGGUGUAUAUGUUUUCAGUGGACAGCUGGAGCUUAGAAUAAGUACAUUCCCCUGAGAUUACACAUCUGUAUUAAUCCCUCAGUGAAUCCGAGCCUGUCCUUUAUGUUGCUGUUCAGGACCUGGGAGUAUGUGUAUUAAAGGUCCAUUUAAUAAAUGAUCCAUUUCAUUAUAAAUGCUUUUGAUUUUUAACUACAGCCAAUCAAUAAAAAUGUAUUUGUCACCAACUAUCCACAAUUUACUUGAAGCCCUCACUAAACAUUGAUAUGAAUAGUUUGCAUUUCUGUUAUGGGACAGUUAAAGGGCUCAUCUUAGUGGCAGGGUACAAUAAAAGAAAUGUAUGUUAAUUUUUUCCUUUUUUUUUUUUCUGUGCUUUUCUGAGUCACAGUUCUUUAGACAGAGUUGUUGACAAAAUACUUUUCUGAUGGCAUCUGAGGUUUUUUUGUCCUUAGUUAAUCUUAAAACUCAUUGCAAAAUGUGCAUUACAAUCAUGGAGCAUUUACUGACUUGUAAGUGUAUGUAAAUUACAGCACCUACUGUUUAAUUAAAGAA
Molecule: messenger RNA, 3107 nt
Organism: Melanotaenia boesemani (Boeseman's rainbowfish)
Lineage: Eukaryota; Metazoa; Chordata; Actinopteri; Atheriniformes; Melanotaeniidae
Gene: smtna
Product: smoothelin a
Exons: 9
Coding region: 1592-2356 (254 amino acids)
Biological process (GO): actin cytoskeleton organization
Cellular component (GO): filamentous actin; microtubule organizing center
Molecular function (GO): protein binding
Source: RefSeq, a predicted model, not a curated record